AUGGGGGAAUUAAUGGUAGCAACGAAAGAAAAGGUUAGUGAUCACGUAUAUGAAGAUGUUGCGUUGGUUAUUUUGUCAAAACUUCCUCUUAAAUCUUUGUUUCGAUUUGGUUGUGUGCGUAAAUCAUGGUCUCUUUUGUUUAAAAAUUCUUAUUUCAUGAACAUGUUUCGAAAGAAUUUCUUAUCCAAGAAUCCUUAUUGCAACGAUACAUCCCACUUCCUACAAUUUCGUGAACCCCAUAGAUUCGGUCACAUAUCUCGUCCUAUGUUGUAUUCUCUUUUUGGUGAGAGGUUUCAAAAUAUGGUCAAAUUAGAUUGGCCAAAUCCAUUUCAAAAGGAUGAAUUUCAUUUCCUUGUUCGGGGGUGUGUUAAUGGCAUUCUUUGUAUUGAAGAUGAUGGUAGAGAUGGUGGCAUUCUUUGUAUUGAAGAACUACAAAGAAUUGCAUUGUGGAACACGACUACCGGGGAAUUCAAAGCCACUCCUCCUAGUCCUUUUGCGUUUGAAUCUCCAUGUUGGGAUCCUAUGAUUUGUCUUCAUGGAUUUGGUUAUGACCAAGUUAAAGAUGACUACAAAGUGAUUCGAUAUAUAUCAUUUUAUCCAAAAACUGACGAAGAUUCGGAUGAGACAUGGAAAGAUGGAUAUCACUCUUCCUUGUGGGAGAUAUAUUGUCUUAAAAGCAACUCUUGGAGAAAACUUGAUAUAAAUAUGCCUACACAAGCUUAUGGUGGUAUGGUUCAAGUGUACAUGGAUGGAGUGUGCCACUGGUGGGGCGAAUGUGAAACAUCUGAUGAAGUUUAUUUGGUGUCAUUUGACUUAUACAGUGAGGUAUUUGUGAAAACCUUCAUACCUUUGAACAUGAAUGAUAUUGAUUCUAGACAAGUGUUUAGACACUUAAAUGUGUUAAAUGGUUCAAUUGGAUUAAUUUUAAAUUAUGUAGAGUCAACAACUUUUCAUAUAUCAAUUUUGGGUGAAGUCGGAGUGAAGGAGUCAUGGAUCAAACUUUUUAUUGUGGGUCCGUUGACCUGUGUUGAGCAUCCUAUUGGAGUUGGUAAAAAUGGUGAUAUAUACUUGAAAAAAAAGGAUAACAAACUAGUUUGUUUUAAUUUAAUCACCCAAAAAAUUGAAGAGCUUGGUGUCAAAGGUGAAACAGGCCAGAGCUGCCAAAUAAUAGUUUAUGAGGAAAGCCUUCUACCAAUUGAAAGAAUUAACACUUAG
This is a messenger RNA of Medicago truncatula (barrel medic), 1215 nucleotides long. Its product is annotated as F-box/kelch-repeat protein At3g06240. The record is from RefSeq and is a predicted model, not a curated record. Bases 1 to 1215 code for a protein of 404 amino acids. Lineage: Eukaryota; Viridiplantae; Streptophyta; Magnoliopsida; Fabales; Fabaceae. The transcript has a single exon. Gene Ontology annotation, molecular function: protein binding.